Oldenlandia corymbosa var. corymbosa is the source of this 789-nucleotide messenger RNA. The record is from the annotation of a GenBank genome assembly. NCBI's taxonomy places the organism in Eukaryota, Viridiplantae, Streptophyta, Magnoliopsida, Gentianales, Rubiaceae.
AUGCUUGGUGUCCAAAGUGUUUGUCUAAAAGCCUCAAUUAGAGAUUCUUGUAACGCACGGCUCCAUUUUGGAUCCCUAAGCUCAAAAGCUGGGCGCCAUGGCUCUGACAAUUCACGCGACGAGUGGAAACAAAAUGCUCUCAAAGCAUUGAUUGCUGCAGAGUAUAGUGAUGUCAAAGUAGAGUUGGCAAAGGAUUUUCAGAUGGGAGUUACCAACAAGACUCCCGAGUUCCUGAAAAUGAAUCCCCUUGGGAAGAUUCCUAUUCUUAAAACCCCAGAGGGGCCUGUGUUCAAGAGUAUAGCUAUUGCUUGUUAUGUUAAAAAGUUGAAGGCUAAUAAUCCGCUUUUUGGCUCAACUCUCAUUGAACAUGGCAAAAUUGAACAAUGGAUUUAUUUUGCUACCACUGAGAUUGAUGCUAACACAGGUCAAUGGCUAUAUCCCCGGCUUGGUUAUCAAGUUUACCUUCCUCCGGCUGAGGAAGCUGCAAUCACUGCUUUGAAAAGGGCACCUGGGGCUUUGAAUACCCAUCUCGCUUCUCGCACUUUCUUGGUUGGAGACACUGUCGCAUUGUCAGAUGAUAUUAUUACUUGCAAAUAUGCAUUUGGGAAAAUGUUGGUGAUUGGUAUCCCAAAAUUCGUGCUCGAUGAGUGCUACAACAUGGAGUUGUAUGAGUGGAAGGAGGUUGACAUCAACGAUGAAGCACAGAAAGUGCGUGUGAAUCAGAUGAUUGAGGAUGCUGAGCCUUUCGAGGGUGAAGCACUACUACUGGAUGCCAAGUGCUUCAAGUAA